AUGCAGCGCCUCGGCCUCCGCUUGGCCAAGCAGGCCCGUCCUACUCCAGCUCGCAACGUCGUCCAGCGCCGUUUCAACAGCACCGAGACCAAGCCCGACUGGUUGGUCGACAACGCGUUCAACCGUGAGCGUGAGAAUGUCAAGCACCACGCCGCUUCCACCAGCACUCUCUGGUUGAGACUCUCCAUCUACGCUGUUAUCCCCUGCCUCAUUGGUGGUGGCAUCAACGCCUACAACUUGUGGAACGAGCACUGGGAGCACUGGAACCAUAUGCCCCCUCUCGAGGACCGUACCGAGUACGCCUACCAGAACAUCCGCAGCAAGAACUUCCCCUGGGGUGACGGUGACAAGACUAUCUUCUGGAACCCUGAAGUCAACUACCACAACCCCGACAAAUAA
Molecule: messenger RNA, 399 nt
Organism: Talaromyces marneffei
Lineage: Eukaryota; Fungi; Ascomycota; Eurotiomycetes; Eurotiales; Trichocomaceae
Exons: 5
Coding region: 1-399 (132 amino acids)
Biological process (GO): mitochondrial electron transport, cytochrome c to oxygen
Cellular component (GO): mitochondrial inner membrane
Molecular function (GO): enzyme regulator activity
Source: RefSeq, a predicted model, not a curated record